GUACAAAAUUACAAGGCAUACAGAGACUAGUCGAAAAAAUGAAUUCCUCCGCAAAAAAAAAUCCAGAAAAUAUUCUAAAAGUUGACUGGGAAAAUGAUGCGGACUUUCUGGACGAUGCAAUUGUUCAGUCAGUAGUUUCGGGUCUCACUGUGGAGCCGCAAGCACGAGAAAAGCUCCUGAACUCCAUCUACGGCGCAGCCAAGCGCAAGAUGAUGCAAGCUCUGAAAUACGCCAACGAUGAGCAGCGCAACGACAUUACACUCGCGGACUGGAAAAAGGUGCAACAGAUGCAGGCGAAUAAAAGGGAACUACUGAGCAUCGAAGAAAAGUACGAUAUCAUUGCGAGCCAGAAGCCCGACAUGCCCAUGGCCACCAACACCGGACCCUGCUCCCGGUUGAUGCUGCCCCCAUGGCGUCACUGCAAGCUGGGUCCAACGGCCGUCCUGAAGGAGAAGUCGCGUUCGCGGAUCGCGCAGGCACCACCGAAGCGUGGUGCUGCUCCCCCAAAGCAACCUUCGUCGGCAAUCCCAGCAACUACAAGGUCGUGCAACGUCCCCUGGCUACAAAGGCACCGCCAAAGAGUGUUGGUGGAGCCGCAACAUGGAAGCCUGCUGCACCGAAAGCUGGAAAUUUAGGCUGUCAGUAGGUAGGGGAUUCCUAUUCCUAUUCUUUCCACACAUUUCUGAGUCUGAACACAAACAUUAACGUAAUUUUGUACUCAGCUGAGACCAGCAGCAGCUGUUAAAUCUAAUUUUUAAAACUACACGAACUAAAAAUCAAUUCAAUUUUAUGCCACACUUUCCUUGUUUGCGCGACAAUCUACACAUAUUAUAAAUACA
Molecule: messenger RNA, 839 nt
Organism: Drosophila obscura
Lineage: Eukaryota; Metazoa; Arthropoda; Insecta; Diptera; Drosophilidae
Exons: 2
Coding region: 39-635 (198 amino acids)
Source: RefSeq, a predicted model, not a curated record